AUGAGCCGUAAACUAGUAGUGCUAGGUGGUACUGGUUUUUUGGGCAAACGAAUCUGCGAAGCUGCAGUGGAGGCUAACUUCAAAGUUACUUCGUUAUCCAGAUCCGGGAAAGCCGUGUCAUCGGAAGCAUGGGCGCAGGAGGUUGAAUGGAAGUCGUGUGAUAUUUUUGAGCCCAAGAGCUAUGCUUCAGAAUUGCGCAAUGCUACGGAUGUUGUGCACAGUUUGGGGAUUCUACUAGAGAAUGAGAACUACAAGAAGCAAGUGAAUGGGACAUCAUUGUGGCCCACAUCGAUACCCGAAUUGCCCAAGAUGAGCACGUUAUUUGGGAAGAAUCCGUUGGAAAAAGGUGGUCAUGGUAAUGGAGCAAACGCAAAGAAAUCGAGUGCGACAAACUUCACUUACGAGAUGAUGAACAAGUACAGUGCGACUCUGCUUGUGGAUACGUAUAUGAAAGUGAAUGCUGGGAAUGCCAGGACGUUUAGUUAUGUUUCUGCAGAUAGGGGGUUUCCGAUGAUUCCUCGCGGGUACAUUGAUUCGAAGCGGGCGGCUGAGGCGCACAUCAUGCAGUAUGAGGACGAGAUUCGUCCGAUAAUACUGAGGCCUGGGUUUAUGUUUGACGAGAGGAAUACGCGAGCUGAUGGGCGGGCGCGAGUGCGCGAUCUAUUGCAGCUUUUGAACUGCGGUAACGAGUUGCUUCUGGGGAAGAAGGUGGGGUGUGUGAAUGAGCUGGUGCGUCCGUUGAUCUCCACGCAGCAGGUUGCACAUGCGCUGAUGGCGGUCUUGAACGAUGCGGAGUUCAAGGGCGUGCUUUCGCUGGAAGAUAUGAUUAGUGUUUGA
Molecule: messenger RNA, 837 nt
Organism: Kluyveromyces marxianus DMKU3-1042
Lineage: Eukaryota; Fungi; Ascomycota; Saccharomycetes; Saccharomycetales; Saccharomycetaceae
Gene: COQ11
Product: ubiquinone biosynthesis protein COQ11
Exons: 1
Coding region: 1-837 (278 amino acids)
Cellular component (GO): mitochondrion
Molecular function (GO): protein-containing complex binding
Source: RefSeq, a predicted model, not a curated record